Messenger RNA from Capsicum annuum, 3893 nucleotides. RefSeq lists its product as uncharacterized. NCBI's taxonomy places the organism in Eukaryota, Viridiplantae, Streptophyta, Magnoliopsida, Solanales, Solanaceae. The transcript has 11 exons. The record is from RefSeq and is a predicted model, not a curated record. Gene Ontology annotation, molecular function: protein binding. The coding region runs from base 320 to 3628 and encodes 1102 amino acids. Gene Ontology annotation, cellular component: cytoplasm.
AACUGGCAAGAAAUUUCCUUUGAUUGAACCACUAUGACAUACGCUAGAACUUUAAAUAAAUACGUAGAUUAUUAAUAGCUGGAUCUGUAUAUUACCAACGCAUCGUGGUCCCACCCAAACACGCCACGUGUCUACCAGCAAAUUGCUUUCCCUAACCGGUCUAAAUCCAAUCAUUAACCCAAAACCGGACCCGCCCGUCGCUACCCAGAGAGUCUUCCUUCAUUCUUCAAUAGCAAUGGCCGUUUCUCCGCCUUCGAUUCCCCCAAAGCCCCCAUUUUUUCUCUAAAUUAACUACUUUCACCGGAACCCUAGUUUCACGAUGGUGCUGGUGACCGGCGAUAGAUACUUAGAUUCACUGGUUAAAUUCGUGGAGAACAAUGUAGAGUCAUUAAUUGAAGGAACAUUAGUACUAAAAUUGAAUCCAAUUGGUCUUCACUACGUACACUCUCGGCUUGAAUCGUUGUCGGAACUCGAAAGUCUUCUUACAGGUGCACCUGUUGAUUAUUUACGUGCUUAUGUAUCUGAUUUAGGUGACCAUCGUGCACUCGAAAAGCUUCGGAGGAUUCUCAGGCUGCUUACGUCGUUGAAGGUGGUCUCGGUGCUUCCAGCGCCUGCUAGGGAUCCUACGCCGUUGUCGCUAUUGCCGUUUGGGAGACUUAAGGUUUUGGAGCUUAGAGGAUGUGAUCUCUCGACUUCUGCUGCUAGAGGACUUUUGGAAUUAAGACAUACUUUGGAGAAAUUGAUAUGUCAUAAUUCUACUGAUGCCCUUAAGCAUGUAUUUGCAAGUAGGAUUGCUGAUAUAAAGAAUUCUCCGCAUUGGAAUCGGUUAUCAUUUAUUUCAUGUGCUCAUAAUGGUUUGGUUCUGAUGGACGAGUCAUUGCAACUUCUUCCUGCUGUUGAAACUCUUGAUUUGAGCAGAAACAAGUUUACCAAGGUGGAUAAUCUGCGGAAGUGUACCAAAUUGAAGCAUCUGGAUCUUGGGUUCAACCAGCUGAGAAACAUUGCUUCCUUUAGUGGGGUCUCAUGUCAUAUUGUUAAGCUUGUUCUGAGGAACAAUGCUCUAACAACCUUGCGUGGAAUUGAAAAUUUAAAGUCACUUCAUGGGCUUGAUAUUUCGUACAAUAUAAUCUCCAAUCUCUCAGAGAUGGAAAUUCUUGCGGGUCUGUCAUCUCUUCAAAGCUUGUGGCUUGAGGGGAAUCCUCUAUGCUAUUCUCGUUGGUAUAGAGCUCAAGUCUUCAGUUUCUUUCCGAGUCCAGAGAAGAUGGAGCUUGAUGAAAAGAAAAUUUGCACAAUUGAGUUAUGGCAGCGGCAGAUUAUCAUUGCCAGUAGGCAAAAACAGCCUGCUAGCUUUGGAUUUUAUUCACCAGCAAGAGAUGGGGCCAAACUAGAAGGAAGUAUUAACGCAAAAAGGAAGAGGCUCUCACGUGUGGCUAGUAUCGAGACUGAAGAACAGAACACUUCCAUUUGCUCUGAUAUAGAAUCCGUGUCUGUUGAUAUUGACAAUCAAAGCAAGGAGGAGAAUGCCCUUUCUGAUGAGGAAGCUGAAAUUCUUGAGUUGAUGAACCGAAUUGAGAAUAUGAAGAAGGAAAGAUCUGAUGUGUGGCUGCAGGAAUUCAAAGAUUGGAUAAAUGACUCUUCUAACAAUUUUGUUGGUAUUGCUAGAGGCAAAGAGACUGUUUCCAGUAAUCACAGAGAUGACGAAGUUAAGACCCGAUCUAGAGACAAAGAGGUAGGUGAGACCUCAAAAUAUGUAUCCGAUUCAAUGCUGGCUUCUGGAGAUGACAGCAGCACAAAUAUACCAGAAUCUGACAAUUCAUUUGCAGAGACGUCCACUAAUAUCAGUAUGUUUCAUUACCCCAACUCCAGAUUUUCCCGCAACCACACAGGAGAGUCCAUUCAGAUUGCUAGAAGCCGACAUCAGGAUAAUUUUAGCCCUAUAAAUGAUGAAGUGCUUCUACAUCCAAAUACGGUGUUCCCUCAGUCUGAAUCCUUCCCAAAUCGAAGGGGUCUUAAAAUGAGUGCUAAAAUCAAUAUUCCACCAGUUACUGAUGCUGAUAACAUUUUGGAUUCUCUAUCAUCCGUGGCUAGCACAGGAUCACCUCCUCACUACAAGGAGGACAUUCUGCAUAGACGCCAAAACUUGGAAGAAGAACUCCUGCAGCUGUCUGCUGAGUCCUUCUCAAUUGCAUCUUCUGAUAGUGCUACAAGCUGUAGCGACGAUGAUUUCCCUGAUUUGACCUCAAUGCCUCCAGUUGAUAAGUCUCUUAUCGACAAUGUCUCAGAAAGGAGUGCGGAGAGCCGCUCACCAGUGCAUCUGUCCAUGGAUGUAUACCAUGACAAAUUGUAUCCGAUAAAAAUAAAUUGUAGAUUCCCAGCACGUUUAAGCACCGAGGGAACCUCUGAUUGCAUGGUGGUCAGAGAACCAGACACUUACUCUCGGCAAGGGCAUAUUUCUCCUGACAGAAAAAGUGUAGAAAGUGUACAAGUUGUGAAGCAGGACACUGAUUGGUUGGAAAAGAAAAAGCGUCGGAGGAAACCUGCCAGGAGAAUAAUCUCAUUGUGCGAGGAAAAUAAAGAAGCAGAACCUAAAAUGUCAAAUGUGGAUAUAAAUGGUUUUCAAGACAGGGGGGUCGGAACACCGUUUGCUUCAGAGGUAGCUUCUUGCCAAAGUACGAUGAGAAUAUCCCUUGAUAGUUGUGACAGGAAACCUCAUGCCGAGAGAACUACAUUAUUACCUGGGGCUGAAGAGCUUAUUAAGAAUUACUUUAACAGCAAAGCUGCAGAUUCUGGAAUUGAUGAAUCUUGUCAGAGACACCUUCUAUGCAACUGUUUGCUUGAGAAAGACUCUCAGUUCAGUGAAAGCGAGGUAGCUGUAACCUUGAGCAGCGAACAUAAGUUACAUGUGCUACUCCUUGAAAACUCAUGUGAUGGGUCAGCAGGUUCAAGCUUAAAAUUAGUUGGCUGUCAUGGUACGCAAGAGAUGAGAGAGAUUUUUGUGGGUUUGGGGCUUCAGAUUGUAAGUAGAGUGUGCUUCGAACGGGACACAACCUACCUCUUUGUGACCAGAAAUAUAGACGUGUCCAGAGAACUAUUAUUGAUAUUGGGGUUUGCUGAUUCACAUGUGAUUGAAAAUAACUGUUCUCUGCAAAGUUUGGAGAAGGUUCAGGCUGACCUGUUCGAAAGACAUGUCUGUAGAGGUUUGAAGAUGAGCAUUCUUCAGUAUUCAAUGGUGAUGUUCUGGUGCAACAAUUCGAAAGAGGAUUCAUGGCUGGCAAGAUCACUAUUUGUGCUUGGGAGGCAUAUACUCCUUUGCAUGGAAGAUGUAAUCCUGCUUGGUUCCCUUUCUGAGAGUGUAUCUUGCUCUUCCUAUUUCUCGUUGGACUCUUGUUGUUCCAUUGUCAGUGUUUCAGAAGUGGUAAUUGAAACCAAAGAUUGUUUUUGUGUGACCCUGACUUUGGAAGGUGUCAUGUCAGAGUUCCCUCUUUCAUUGGAGGAGGGCAAGGCAGUCGAGGAUACAAAACUCGUGAAGAGAAAACCUAUAUCAGGUCCUCAGAAAUGGAAGCUGAAGUGGUUUUCAGAAGAAAGUCUCUUCAAAUUUGUGGCUUUAUUGAAAGCAUUACAUGGGUGAAUCAACCACAAGUACGCUACUUGUAUAACGCCAUUAAAGCGAGCAAAAUCUGUUUUGUUUUUUUCAUUCCUUUAGUUGUGUUAUAUAUUCAUUUCAUUCUUUGCAAUUACUGUCCCCUGGUUAGUGUUGUAUUUGCUUUCCUUUUCUUUUCGUUGAUGCGUUUUCCAUUCUUUAAUUUAUUGUGUAGGCAGUGAUUUGUUGUACAAAGCCCAUGGAAAAGGAAAUUAGUGUGUUUAAUAUCAGUUUGUUUUGGAGAUUCUCUUUA